ACGCAACUUCUGCUGAUAACCCGAAGGUGGAAAUGAGUUGUGCCAACGCCCAGAGGAGCUUCGCCGCCUCGUCAUACCAGACAUGUACACGUCAUUGACUUACAUGGAUGUCAGUAACCUUUGUGAAGCGCAAGCAGCUAACUAAGCCUCGGGAGAAAUCUAUUCGCUCCCCGCCUCGCCAAGCAAAUUCUUUCCUAAUAUGGAAGAAAACGGAAUCCAAAUCAAUGUAGACAUUUCCGAGACUCUUAUCGAACACGAAGAAUUGGACAAGUUGUUAGCCCUGAAGGAAGAUGAGUUACGCGGUUUGCCAAGUGACGAUGUUAAGAUUAUUGAAGAUCAACGAGGUCUUGCAGAUUCUUUCGGUCCGUCUCUAUUGUCUUCUUUUUCCUCUCUGGACCGACUCCCAGAGAGGUUUAUUAAAGAUUCAACAAUUGGAGAGCUACCCCUCAUUGCUGAGGGGCUCGAGUCGCAGACCUUCUCCACAGCCAAAGAAGUAUCGGACCUCCUAACAGAUCAUUCACCUCAGAGAUUGGUGUUUCCAGGCUUUCUUGGGGAAGAUUCUGUUGGUGAUAUGACUGAAAUGUUCAACUCCACCACAACAUCUGCACUCAGUGAUCGAGUAUCGAACACGUCGUGGGCAGAUCAGGGUACGGUUUGGUCCUCAGAACAAAUAGGGGCGGUGUUUGUGGUGAGUCUUAUGGUACCUUUCAUUUUGUGCAGUAACUUCUUCGUCAUCAUGAGCGUGGUGCGGUUUCGGCGUCUUCACACGCCCACAAACUAUUUCAUUACAUCUCUAGCAGCUGUUGACAUUUUCGUCGCCUUGGCAACGCCGUUUGUUGUCGUUGUCGAGGUCUUUCUUUUCGCUGGCGGUUGGGACUCGAAAGACGCCGUGUUGUGUCUUCUGCCUAACCGAGUGUUGAUGACCACAUGCGGGGUGUCACUAUUAACGUUAGCAACAAUUGCUUACGAUAGGCACACAGCUUUAGCCUGCCCACUGGAGUACGUGAACAUCAUGACGUCGAGGAAAGUGACUGUUCUAGUGUCUCUCACCUGGAUCUACUCCACGUUUAUCGUGUGGCUGCCUCUGGCCGCAGGAUGGUAUGACAACACCUCGGAUGUCAUCACAUCCUACUCCGCGAGUUUACUGCACGACAAAGCGCACAUCCUGUUCCUCAGCGCUAUAUUCCUACCUUCCUGCAUCGCGAUACUCUUUUGCUACUUUCGAAUCUUCAUCGUGGCACGACACCACGCCAAAGCGAUAGCAGCUGUAGAGUUUGCAGUGCACCGUCAUCUGCAGGUGAAGUUCAUGAUCAAAGACACAAAGUACGCCAAAACUCUAGCUCUUGUCAUAGGGGUUUUCCUUGUGUUAUGGCUCCCUUAUUUGAUCUGCAUGUUCAUCGAAACCAUCAGCAACAUCUCUUUCAACGUAUGGCUACACACCUACUUGACUUUGCUCGCCGUGUUCAACAGCGGCAUCAACCCGUGGAUAUACGCCUUUAAAAACAAUGAGUUCAAAGCAGCUUUCAAACGCAUGUUUAAAGAUUAUUUGAAGAACAAGGUCUGCUUGUCCGAGGACCGACGAGCAAGCCUUGUGUCCGGCAUCAGCAGUACACCACGACUAAGCAGAACAGACAGUCGGAUGGUUUCUACCAUUAUGGAACAUACUCUGGACUCAACAAAUGAAAAACUGAAAAGAAGUCUCGAUUCUUUGGACGAACUCGAAAACGAUUUUCCUCACUCAGUCGUGAGCCACACUCACUCAGUUAGCAGCCAGUCACAUUUAGUAGGCAGCCACACUCGAAGUCACUCUGUGAUCUUCGAGGAAGCGGAAGGGUUGCCUUCUCCAUCAAAUCCCAUACCUCCCCACAAAGAGAGGCAAGAAAAUUAUCAUUAUCCAGGCUUGGAUUCGAACGAAACCCUUCCGGAGUCUGUGCUUUGCCCGUCUACCAAGCCCCACGGUGUUUGUGGGGAUGGUUUCACUGAGCAGCAAACGCUUCCUGCUCCUCUUGUGGAAAUCAUUCACGUGAGACCAUCAGAUGACUGUAGUAAAACCAGUGCACACAAUGAUAAACAAUGUUUUCCAAUAUUAGGUUAUGUCUCGUCUGUAGUAGGGGGCGACUGCGUUGUCAAAGCGGGUAAGAGUGACAUUGCUGCUGAUUAUGAUGCUCUCAAUUGUGUUUCAAUGCCUGUAUCAUAUGCAUCGCCUUCUGUGCUAUUUCCAUCGGUGCACUCAUUAUCAAUACUUUCAUCGUCUGUUCAGUCAUCUAAUGUAUCAACGGCAGAAGUAUAUCUGCCUGAACCUUCCUCUCGCAAAUCAUCAUCAUCAUCAUCAUCAUCAUCAUCAUCAUCAUCAUCAUCAUCAUCAUCAUCAUCAUCAUCAUCAUCAUCAUCAUCAGCAUCAUCAUCACCACCACCACCAAUGUCUGCUAUCAUAUCAGAUUCACAGCAACCAUUGCCCCAAUCGUCCACAUUGACCAUGCCCUCCUUCUCACAUCCAGACAAUGACACCCCACACACCCCACACCCGUCCCCGCCACACCUCCGGCGCACACAAACCACCGGCUACUUCUACCACACUGACGACGCUUUCUGCAACCACUCAUGUGACAAUGGUUGCUAUGACAGCAGCGCCACUUUCCACCCAUAUUUUCAGAGCAUUCCUAGUCAUUGCGUAGAAACUCUAGAUCAAAAUAGCGACCACAGCAUCCUUCCACACCUCUUGACUCACACUCAUUCUUGUCCCAGCUUCUCACCUCUGUUCCAGUUUCAAAAUUCCUUCUUUCCAUUGGAUCAUCACGUUAUCACGCUUCAAAGAACAGCGGACAUGACAGGCUCUAGCGGCAGCUACGUAUCUCAAACUCAAAACACUGAUUUGGGCGUACCAAACCAAAGGCAGGCCCGUAUCAUCUUUCCAUAGGUACAGAACAUAAGAGCAGUGUCAGCUCAAAUCUUGACAAACGCCAAAUUUUAAAACAUUUUAGAAUUAAAUUAUCCUCUCAAACAGAGAAAAAGAUAUCUCAUCUGAUUGAAAUCAUAGCGUCCCCAAAACACGAGAUAUUAAAUUUAGACCUAUAAAUUCGGCUACAUUUUAAAAUAUUAUCAUAUUAUACCACUAUACAACCUCUUUGAAAUAAGCAAAUGCCAAAUUCGAGUACAUAUUUCGAACGUCAAGAAUGAAUGAUAAUUAUUGUCUCAUUUUCAAAUUUUCUAACGUUCCUUGGUUGUAGUCAUCAAGCUUUAGUCUGGCGUAUAACAGGUAUGGUAUGAUAAAAAGGUCUACAUGAAAAACUGGCGGUCAAUCUCUUUGUCUUUCAAAUACGUUUUGUACUUUUUUCCAAACACCUUCCGCGUUCCCUUCAAAUUUUCGUUUUGGUAAAAAGUAGUAAAUGUUUGUCGAAACAGGACUGGUGUCCCUUAAGGGUCUCCUUUAAACAGGAGAGCACCAAUGCUAAAUGAAAACUGACAUGACAAGCGCAGUUAGUUCCCUUUUAAGAAGUAUUUCGUUCCUUUUACCGGUACCAACUUUACUUGCACAAGAUGUCAUCUCUUGAUCCCGUUCGAAGACCCACAUAAUGUCCGUCUUCAAAUCAC
This is a messenger RNA of Aplysia californica (California sea hare), 3591 nucleotides long. RefSeq lists its product as uncharacterized. Gene Ontology annotation, biological process: G protein-coupled receptor signaling pathway. Gene Ontology annotation, cellular component: membrane. Gene Ontology annotation, molecular function: trace-amine receptor activity. The transcript has a single exon. NCBI's taxonomy places the organism in Eukaryota, Metazoa, Mollusca, Gastropoda, Aplysiida, Aplysiidae. The coding region runs from base 200 to 2917 and encodes 905 amino acids. The record is from RefSeq and is a predicted model, not a curated record.